Molecule: messenger RNA, 1683 nt
Organism: Sesamum indicum (sesame)
Lineage: Eukaryota; Viridiplantae; Streptophyta; Magnoliopsida; Lamiales; Pedaliaceae
Source: RefSeq, a predicted model, not a curated record
AUGAGGAACCAUGAAGAGAAAGAAUCAUCAGAAAUCCAGGCCUCUGCUUUCACAUGUGAGAUCUGCCUGGAAUCCAAACCCUCAUGCCAGAAAUUCGAGCACACGAACAACUAUUUUGUGCAUAAUUUCUGCAUGAGUUGCGUAACCAGACACAUCCAGGCAAAGCUCGAGGAAACUAUAUCCACCAUUAACUGCCCCGAAUUAACCUGCCACCAAAUCCUGGACCCUAUCGACUGCCGAGCAAAGAUCCCACCGCGGCUCUUCACACAAUGGUGCGACUGCCUUUGCCGUUCUGUUGUUUCAGGCUCGGAAAAGUGCUAUUGCCCUUAUAUGGAUUGCUCGGAGGUGGUCCUCAAUGAGUGCAAUGAAACAGUGAAGAGAUGCCUGUGCCCUGGAUGCAAAAGGCCUUUCUGCUAUGCUUGUAGGGUUCCGUGGCACGCUGGAUAUUGGUGCAGCGAGAGCCAUCAAGCUAGGGAUUACAACGAGAGGCGAUUCGGGUUUCUCCUCGAGAGGAUGAAGUGGACUAGGUGCCCCGAUUGUGGCCAGCCCGUCGAGCGUAUCAGUGGCUGUCGAGACGUUAUCUGCAGAUUGAUCAAGAACGAUAUGGAAAUGAUUAAGCAAGAGCGAUCCUCUGAGCUACUUGAAGCUCAAGCUCACAUUUGGAACCAGGUGUUCAGUUACAUAAACUCUAUGUCACUAAAAUGCGCAACUGAGCUAGGCAUCCCCGACAUCAUCCACAAGCAUGGCCGCCCCAUGACUCUCACUGAACUGGUGGAUGCUCUCCCUGGUGCCGACAAACCCAAAGCGGACUGUGUGUACCGUCUCAUGCGGAUCCUCGUUCACUCGGGCUUCUUUGUAUUGGAAAAGAUCGAUUCAUGUAAUAAGGAGGCCUAUUCUCUUACACCUGCUUCACGCCUUUUGAUUGGAGACCAUACCAUGAGCAUGAAGGCCUACGUACUUUCCCAACUAGAUCCGAUCCUAACUGAGCCGUGGCAGCAUUUAAGUAGAUGGUUCCAGAAUACUGAGUAUCAUACAGCGUUUCAUACUGCUAAUAAUGGGACCUCGAUUUGGGAGCAGAAAGAGCGGAACCCAAGGUUCAGCCAUUUGUUUGACCAAGGCAUGGCAUGUGAUACUCCAAUGGUGGCCGACGCGAUUACCAGAGAUUGUAGGCAAGUGUUUGAGGGUUUGGAUUCUAUCGUAGACGUUGGCGGAGGCACCGGAACUUUGGCCAAGGCCAUAGCAGAGGCGUUCCCACAAAUUCAUUGUUUGGUGCUUGAGCUUGCACCUGUUAUUGCUGGAUUACAGGGGACAAGGAACUUGGAGUACGUUGAGGGAGAUAUGUUUGAGUACAUUCCUCCAGCAGAUGCAGUUGUACUCAAGUGGAUACUGCAUGAUUGGAGCGACGAGGAAUGUGUUGGGAUCCUGAAGAAAUGCAAAGCAGCAAUAACGAGUAAUGGCAAAAGAGGAAAGGUAGUCAUCAUUGAGAUGGUACUAGACGACCAAAACGCCGACCAUAAAUCUGUUGAAACUCAACUCUUCAUUGACAUGUUGAUGAUGACUAUACUUAGAGGAAGAGAACGAAAAGAAAUAGAAUGGGCAAAACUCUUUUCUGAUGCUGGCUUCACUAAUUAUAAGAUUUCUCCAAUUUUGGGAUUAAGGUCUAUUAUCGAAGUUUAUCCUUAA